Messenger RNA from Callorhinus ursinus (northern fur seal), 4685 nucleotides. It is a transcript of the gene HUNK, whose product is annotated as hormonally up-regulated Neu-associated kinase. Gene Ontology annotation, cellular component: cytoplasm. Gene Ontology annotation, biological process: intracellular signal transduction; protein phosphorylation. The record is from RefSeq and is a predicted model, not a curated record. Lineage: Eukaryota; Metazoa; Chordata; Mammalia; Carnivora; Otariidae. Gene Ontology annotation, molecular function: ATP binding; protein serine/threonine kinase activity.
AUGCCGGCGGCGGCCGGGGACGGGCUGCUGGGCGAGCCGGCGGCGCCCGGGGGCGGCGGCGGCGCCGAGGACGCGGCCAGGCCGGCGGCGGCCUGCGAGGGAAGUUUCCUGCCGGCCUGGGUGAGCGGCGUGCCCCGCGAGCGGCUCCGCGACUUCCAGCACCACAAGCGAGUGGGCAACUACCUCAUCGGCAGCAGGAAGCUGGGCGAGGGCUCCUUCGCCAAGGUGCGCGAGGGGCUGCACGUGCUGACCGGAGAGAAGGUGGCCAUAAAAGUCAUUGACAAGAAGAGAGCCAAAAAGGACACUUAUGUCACCAAGAACCUUCGGCGAGAGGGGCAGAUUCAGCAGAUGAUCCGCCACCCCAACAUCACCCAGCUCCUUGAUAUCUUAGAGACGGAGAAUAGCUAUUACCUGGUCAUGGAGCUAUGUCCUGGGGGCAACCUGAUGCACAAGAUCUAUGAGAAGAAGCGGCUGGAGGAGUCUGAAGCCCGCAGAUACAUCAGGCAGCUCAUCUCUGCCGUGGAGCACCUGCACCGGGCUGGGGUGGUCCACAGGGACUUGAAGAUAGAAAAUUUGCUACUAGAUGAAGACAAUAAUAUCAAGCUGAUUGACUUUGGUUUGAGCAACUGCGCGGGGAUCCUGGGCCACUCCGACCCGUUCAGCACACAGUGUGGCAGCCCGGCCUACGCCGCACCUGAACUUCUCGCCAGGAAGAAAUAUGGCCCCAAAAUCGAUGUCUGGUCCAUAGGUGUGAACAUGUAUGCCAUGUUGACUGGGACCCUGCCUUUCACGGUGGAGCCUUUUAGCCUGAGGGCUUUGUACCAGAAGAUGGUGGACAAGGAAAUGAACCCCCUCCCCACCCAGCUCUCCACAGGUGCCAUCAACUUCCUGCGCUCUCUCCUGGAACCAGAUCCUGUGAAGAGGCCCAAUAUUCAGCAAGCACUGGCGAAUCGUUGGCUUAAUGAGAAUUACACGGGCAAAGUGCCGUGUAAUGUCACCUAUCCCAACAGGAUUUCCCUGGAGGACCUGAGCCCAAGUGUGGUGCUUCACAUGACGGAGAAGCUGGGUUACAAGAACAGCGACGUGAUCAACACUGUGCUCUCCAACCGCGCCUGCCACAUCCUCGCCAUCUACUUCCUCUUAAACAAGAAACUUGAGCGCUAUUUGUCAGGGAAAUCUGACAUCCAGGACAGCAUUUGCUACAAGACCCAGCUCUACCAGAUAGAAAAGUGCAGGCCCACCAAGGAGCCCUACGAGGCCUCCCUGGACACCUGGACAAGAGACCUUGAAUUCCAUGCUGUGCAAGACGAAAAGCCCAAAGAACAAGAAAAAAGAGGAGAUUUUCUUCAUCGGCCGUUUUCCAAGAAGCUGGACAAGAAUGUGCCCUCGCACAAACAGCCCUCUGCCUCUCUCAUCACACAGAUUCAGAACACUAAAGCUCUGCUGAAGGACCGGAAGGCCCCCAAGUCCGGCUUCCCCGACAAAGAUUCCUUCGGCUGCCGCAAUAUUUUCCGCAAAACCUCAGACUCCAACUGUGUGGCUUCUUCUUCCAUGGAGUUCAUUCCCGUCCCACCCCCCAGGACCCCCAGGAUUGUCAAGAGACCAGAGCCCCCUCAGCAGGGCCCUGGGGGCCCUGGCAUCCCCCCCAAGGAAGACCCCCUGGUGCUGGAUAUGGUACGCUCCUUCGAGUCCGUGGAUCGCGAGGACCACCCCGAACCACUGUCCCCGUCUCAUCACUAUAGGGCUCUAGGCUCACCCGGGGGCUUGGCCCGUGGGAAUCCCGGCGAGCGGACGCUCUCCCCGGCCCUGCUGCCUGGAAGCCUGUCCCCUCUGCAAACUCCUUUGCAUCCCACUCUGGUCUCCUUUGCUCACGAAGAAAAGAACAGCCCCCCAAAGGAAGAGGGCGUGUGUUCCCCAUCUCCGGCUCCCAGUAAUGGCACCACGCAGCCCCUGGGGAGCCCAAAUUGCGUGAAAAGCCGGGGCAGGUUCCCCAUGAUGGGCAUCGGACAGAUGUUGCGGAAACGCCAGCAGAGCCUGCAGCCCUCCGCAGACAGGCCUCUGGAGGCCAGCCUGCCCCCGCUGCAGCCCAUGGCCCCCGUGAGCCUCUCCUUCGAUGUGCCCGAUGGGCUCAAAGGCCAGUGCUGACCUGGGCCAGGGGCAGGGUUCUGGGUAUUUCUUAGGAAAGUAACGGAACAGAGCUCCCCACGUGCAUCGGGUUGUGAAGAUUGGAAGGCCUCGUGGGAGCCUCCUUUAGGGCCUCUCCUCUCCCCCUGCCGGGCCAUGUCCCAACUGUGAGCGGCUCACACCCACAGACCCAAAGCCUGCACCACCCGGGCUUGUGCAGGGACCCCAGAGAUGCUGGAAUUUACUAGGAGGUGUGGCUAGAGGGGCAGCGUCCUGUUCUCCUCCCAGCCCGCCCACUCCCCCCCCACUUGCCCACCUCCCUCUGCUGGGCCGCUGGGGGGCAUCGGCCUCUGGGCUGCUCACAUCCCAGCCUGUUUUGGAUCUUUGCUCACUUUGUGCUCUGUGGCUGCCUCUCAGGACUGUGACUUCUCCCCACGUGACUGGCGGUGUCCCAGGGUGGUUCCCCUUCCUCUCGUAGAGGUGAAUCCCUGCCCGCCCGAGGAGCCCCUGACUCAACUGCCAGGCCCGGGGCACUGCCAGCAGGACACCCCCUCCCUCUGUGUGGGAAGGGGCACCGGGGCAAGGACAGAGCCAAAGCGUGGGCACCCCAAUGAAAGGAAGAGGCCAAAGGGGACACACAUUUGCCAUCUUCUGUUUUGGUUGAACCUUGCUAAGCAUCGGCGUAUCUUUUCCAAAGAUGAUUUUUUCCUUAGGGGAUGUCAGAUCAAAGUAACAGAAUUUAAAAAAAAACCUGGGUGGGGAGAUGAGAAGCGAUCCUACCAAACUCGUGUUUUCACGAGAGGAUAUGCACGGAGGGCACCGGCACUCUCCCACGUGAUGUUUCCAGUGGCCACUGGCCCUCCCAUGGCCUGCAGGAGGGCAUGAUCGUGGCGGGCCCUAUGUUCUUCCUGCUGUGCCAACACAACCUGAACCUUCUGGAAGGCAUGGGACAUACUUACAGUUAAUGAUUGAGAAAGAGAGAAGAUGUUAAGGUUGAAUGUAGAUGCAUCUGGAAGGCAUCGCUCAUUACCUCUGCUCAAUGCAGUCUUCGAGCUGCCAAGAAACCAAGUGUGGUUUCGGUGGGACAAGUUUGCUGUAAGCUCUGAGCAGCCUCACGCGGCGGGGAUCACGUUCAGAAUGCAGUUCCAUGUCUUCUCUGAGGAAAGCAGCAUUCCUCAAACGUGCUUUGAGUCCACGUUCUGUGUUCAUACCUUUUGCCAAGGUUCGAACCAAAGAUGCAUCUCCGGUUCUGUGUCCGUGCCAUCCCGUGUGGUUUUGUGGAUCUCGGUGUUGUCUGACCGUGUCUCCCAGGAGCCUGCUGGGGCUGUCUCCACGUGGGGCCUGGGCCCUGGCACUUGGCGGGGGCUGCUUUGUCAUGAGCAAAAUUGGAAAAAAGAAGAAUCACCACGGGGUUGGAUAGCGGUUAGCUCAGGAGACGGGUCACACAGUGGCUUGGGGUCUUCAGCUCUUGGCUCGUGCAGGCAUGAGCAGAACUCACAGCUGUGGUCACCCCAAGGCUAGUCCACAGCCCAUUGAGUCUGAAACAGGCCGUGGGCUGGUUCUUAUGUCUUUCCUUAUUUAGCCGUCAUGACCUGCAUCUGCUCUACACGUUUCUGACUGAGCCAGGAAAGAGCGGAUAUUUGGCUGACCCUGGAAGCCACUGAGAUAAGCCCAGUCUCGGCUGACCUUGACAAGACCCUGGAACUGCUCCCUGCCCCCUCGCUGGGAUCCUCCCAGCUGAAGGGCUUGUUAGGAAGGAGUCAGGCUCCUGGCUGUUGGUGUUAUUCCUCUGUAUGGCUCCAGACCGGGUUCCAGAACUUUCCAUUGAAAAUGGAGCUUUUUAAGUGGAGAGAAGAAAAGCAUCUGAAAAAGACCUCUCUCCGUUUGACGUGAAGUGUCUGGUUUUUGAUCGGUGAAGGAACCUUUUUUGAAAGUGUGACGCUCUGCAGGUUUGCAGGCUCUGUCCCUGUGCCUUGUGAACUUCUUUCCCUCUAUGUCUCGUUCUUGUAUUGUGCUUUCCUUGAGAACGUGAGUGUUUUUCUGUAUCGCUGUUAGCUCAUUGGGACAUGCAUUCUGUUCCUCGACCCAGCCGCACACGGUCAUACAACUAACUGACCGUGUCACCAUUGGUCACUUGAACUGUGAACUCAGGUUUAUUCCAGAACCCAGUGAGAGGUGAGGGGGGAGUUAAGAAGGGGGGGGGGCAACUGUAUUUUUUGUAUGUGAGCACCUGACAAAUUUAUGAAACCAAGUGAAAGAAGAAAUGUUAAAUUCUUUAUUAUUUUAUUAUAUUUAUAUGGGAAAUUUGACUGUCCCUUUGGUAAGUACAAAGUGUGUUGUCUGUGCAACCCAAGACUGUCUGUCAUUAGUCUGUGCCCAUGACCUCAGUCAGCCUGUAGUUAACUGACGGACAUGACCAACCUGUCACCGUGUGAAGUCCAGGAGGAAGAGUCAACUGUAAUUGUACGAUUUGGUCGUAAGUAAGGACUGUAUUUAUGUCACCAUUAUUAAAUAUAUGUACUUUUAUAAUGACUGUGAAAUACACUUUUCCCUCACUCUGA